Molecule: messenger RNA, 2534 nt
Organism: Sebastes umbrosus (honeycomb rockfish)
Lineage: Eukaryota; Metazoa; Chordata; Actinopteri; Perciformes; Sebastidae
Product: 5'-AMP-activated protein kinase subunit gamma-2-like
Exons: 19
Coding region: 114-2534 (806 amino acids)
Source: RefSeq, a predicted model, not a curated record
GAGAGAGACUCAGAGACAGUGAGGAGUGUGAGCGAGCAGUCAACACAUUUAUUGGAUUAUUGAUUUCUGGACACUGAGGAGCAGAAGGUCAGAAGGAGCUGAGCGCGGCGGCGAUGCCCUUCCUGGAGGGAGAUCCUGGGCUGGCAGAGAAAGACGGCAGCAGGAAGGUGGAGUCUCUGUAUCACUCUGCCGGCAGCCCCACCAGGAGCUUCUUCCAGCGGGCUCCGUUCAGCCGGCCCUCCAGCCCGGCCAGGAUGAGUCCCGGAUCCCCCAGAACCAUCUUCCCCUACCAGACUGGACCCCCCCAGCAGGACUCAUCACCUCCCAAGUCUCCACGCAGGCUGAGUUUCAGUGGGAUCUUCAGGUCGACCUCCAGGGAUUCAAACCAGCAACCCUCGUCCUCCCCCGUCAGCAUCAAACUGUUCACCCGCAUCAAGAGAGACAAGGCCAGAGCCUACAGCCUCUCCUCCCCUCCUCCUCCUCCUCCUCCUCCCUCUCGCCCCCGUCAGGAGGAGGUUUUCCACCUGGAGACGUACCUGACGGAGCCGAGGCGUCCGGAGACCAGGAGGCUUCGCUCCUUCUCCUCUCCUCCAGACACCGGACAGCGUUUCUCCUCCUCUUCCUCCUCUUCCUCCUCCUGCUUCCAGCCGCCUCCUCUGGCUCCACCUCUUCCUGUCGGGAGGCUGGUGGAGGUGGCAGACGGCAUGUCGGAGCAGCCGGACCCCGAAGACGCCGUGUCAGAGGAGUCAGAGAGAGACAUCUACAUGCGCUUCAUGAAGUGUCACAAAUGUUACGACAUCAUCCCCACCAGCUCCAAACUGGUGGUGUUUGACACCACGCUGCAGGUGAAGAAGGCGUUCUUUGCUCUGGUAGCUAACGGAGUGAGAGCCGCUCCACUCUGGGAGAGCAAGAAGCAGAGCUUUGUAGGGAUGUUGACCAUCACAGAUUUCAUCAACAUCCUGACCAGAUACUACAAAUCCCCCAUGGUCCAGAUCUACGAGCUGGAGGAACAUAAGAUCGAGACGUGGAGAGAGCUGUACCUGCAGGAGACCUUCAAACCUCUGGUCCACAUCUCACCUGACGCCAGUAUAUUGGAGGCGGUGUACUCGCUGAUCAAGAAUAAGAUCCAUCGUCUUCCGGUCAUCGAUCCGGUCAGCGGGAACGCUCUCUACAUCCUGACUCACAAGAGGAUCCUCAAGUUCCUGCAGCUCUUUGUGUGUGAGAUGCCCAUGCCGGCCUUCAUGAAGCAGACUCUGGAGGAGCUCGCUGUGGGGACGUACGCCAACAUCGCCUUCAUCCACCCCGACACGCCGCUCAUCACCGCGCUGUCCGUCUUCACGCACCGCCGCGUCUCCGCCCUGCCCGUCGUUGACCACCACGGUAAAGUGGUCGACAUCUACUCCAAGUUUGACGUCAUUAACCUGGCAGCAGAGAAGACGUACAACAACCUGGACGUGACGGUGACUCAGGCUCUCCGACACAGAUCUCAGUACUUUGAAGGAGUCAUGAAGUGCAACAAACUGGAGACGCUGGAGACCAUCGUGGACCGCAUCGUGAAGGCCGAGGUUCACCGGCUGGUUGUCGUUGAUGAGGAGUCUCGUAUCGUCGGCAUCGUCUCUCUGUCGGACAUCCUGCAGGCCCUGGUCCUCACCCCCGCAGGUCUGAGCAGGAAGGAGUCUCUCCCCUCUCAGCCGACAGUUUUGGACUCAACAGAACCAGAGACAGGAUGUAAACUUGGACUAGACCAGGACCAGGACCAGGACCAGGACCAGGGACUGCAGCUGGGGAAAGAAACAGAAACAGAGACAGGCUGCAGGGACAUUGAUACUGCUGAGACCUGCCAGCAGGAGGAGACAGAGGGACAGACAGAGAGACAGAUAGAGGAACAGGUAGAGAGACAGACAGAAGGACAACCAGAGGGACUGAUAGAGGGACAACCAGAGGCACAGGCAGAUGGACAGAUAGAGGGACAGACAGAAGGACAAGCAGAGGCACAGGCAGAGGGACAGACAGAGGCACAUGCAGAGGCAGAGGGACAGACAGAGGGACAUAUAGAGGCACAGGCAGAGGGACAGAUAGAGGCAGAGGGACAGGCAGAGGCACAGUCAGAGGGAGAGAUAGAGGCACAGGCAGAGGGACAGAAAGAGGCACAGGCAAAGGGACAGACAGAGGCACAGGCAGAGGGACAGACAGAGGCACAGGCAGAGGGACAGAUAGAUGAACAGACAGAGGCACAGGCAGAGGGACAGGCAGAGGGACAGACAAAGGCACAGGCAGAGGGACAGAUAGAGGGACAGAUAGGACAGCCAGAGGAACAGACAGAGGGACAGACAGAGGCACAGGCAGAGGGACAGACAGAGGCACGGACAGAGGGACAGACAGAGGCACAGGCAGAGGGACAGACAGAGGCACGGACAGAGGGACAGACAGAGGCACAGGACAUGGCUGCUGGUCAGGUGUGUCCUCUCUACCUGGGCUUUGACUUCAGCACUCAGCAGUACCUGAAGUACUCUGUGUUUUACUUCGUGUACUAA